This is a messenger RNA of Bufo bufo (common toad), 2394 nucleotides long. It is a transcript of the gene TIPARP, whose product is annotated as TCDD inducible poly(ADP-ribose) polymerase. Gene Ontology annotation, molecular function: zinc ion binding; NAD+ poly-ADP-ribosyltransferase activity. The record is from RefSeq and is a predicted model, not a curated record. Bases 188 to 2188 code for a protein of 666 amino acids. NCBI's taxonomy places the organism in Eukaryota, Metazoa, Chordata, Amphibia, Anura, Bufonidae. The transcript is spliced from 6 exons.
GGCAGCGCACACUGUACACAGCGGGGAUGGGGCGCCUGUCACGUACAGAGGAGAGAGCCGGGUAGGACCUGGAAACCUCCCAGCUCCUCAUAGACAGCUUCAGCCACCGGAUAGCAGGCUGCUGCUGCUUCUCUCCCCAGACCAGGGGCGAUCCUCGGGCAGGCCGGACUGGAGACUGCUGGGCAAUAUGGAAGGCUCCUUGCAACUAUUGGAUGCGGAAAUGAAAAAAGACUGUACCUUAAAGAUUCCAGAAGUGUCAAGUGUGGAUUGUUCCAGACAUUCUGACAAAAUUCCUCCAGUGAAGCCAUGUUUCAAAAAGAAACCGGCCCAAAAAAUCUUAAACCCUGAAACCCUUCAAGCUUUGCGGCCAAUCUUUACUAGUUUUUUAGGAUCUGGGACUCUUAAUGGAAUAUUUGUAUCCAAUGAUCAGGCUGGGAACGCUAGUAACUUAUGUGAACCCCUUGUCAAGAAGGCACUAGACCUUGACCAACAUUGCCCUCAGAACAGUGCACUAAUAUCUGGGGAUCCCAGUCUUAGGCCGGUGGCGGAGCACACGACAUCCGUUCACACAAGCCAAGAUCUUGAUGAAGACCAGUCCAAUGCGAUGGAGAGCCCAGAGCCGACAUUUCCAUCCGAAAGCACUAGUGGAACCGUUCCUACCACUGCCAACAGCUCCUUCCAGGAUCCUCUCAUACAGACAAAUUCUAGUGAUUCUACCAACGCCACCUCCUUGGACAAGAUGUUAGAGAGUUACUCAUCCGGGUUAUUCCAGGACACCAGCUGUCUGGACCAAUACAAUGUGAGCCAAAACAAUAACGCUGGGAUAUUUGAGGACAAAACCGAGGAGGCGUCUCUACUUCUUGUGUUUGAACUUCUAAAUCAGCUGCAAUACCACGUCCAUCAGAAAGACGGGGUGGACAUUUGUGUUGAGUUUUUACAAGGUUUGUGUUUUUAUGGUAAAGAUUGCCAAAAACAUCACACGGUGUUGCCCUAUCAUUGGCAAGUGAGAAGGAGAGCCACGGGCGUAUGGCAAAGUGUAAUGGACGAUUCGCAGGAACAUAUGGAAAGACUGUACUGUAGCCCUGAUAGCGACCGGAUUAAAAUGCGAUAUCAGGGACAUGAUUUUUUAGUAAAUUUGGACUCCAUGACCAUUUAUGAAAGUCUUGAAUUUGACCAAAUCCGACGACUGUCUACUCCUUCUACCUCUGGCGCUGCCUCAAAUUACCACACAGUUUGGAAAUACUAUUGCAGAGAUCACUUUGGGUGGCGCGAGUAUUCAGAGCCUGUUGUGAAGCUGAUAGAGGAAGCCAACUGCCGUGGCCUGAAGGAAGUCCGAUUUGUUACAUGGCACAACCAGUAUAUACUGAACAUAAAAGAUGGCUUCCAGCAGAACGCCUGUUUCAGGAAAGAAAUCAAGAGAAGGCCCUUGUUCCGGUCCUCUGUCAUGUUAUUGCCACAUCUCCAGACACUGAGUGGAGUAUCCCCAGCUGCCUCUGCAAUGGUCGACUCAGCAUCUCUGCAAGUCUUGUCUCCUGUUGCUAUCACAACCCCAAAUUUCUACCCUGAAACCUGGAUUACCAUGGACUCAUCUCAGGAGUUUGUCCAAGUGCCUAUGCCAAAGGAAGAUAAAAGUUACAGAACAGUUUAUACCUUAUUUCACAAAACCGUUCCCGAGACCAAGUUCAAAAUUUUAAAAAUAAUGCGAGUUCAGAACCUCUUCCUGUGGGAGAAAUACAAAAGGAAAAAAGAAUUCAUGGCCAGGAAGAUGACUGGACUGGACAGGAUCAUGAAUGAGAGACAUCUGUUUCACGGGACCUCCCAGGACGUCGUCGAUGGGAUUUGCAAACAUAACUUUGACCCCCGAGUUUGUGGGAAACAUGCCACCAUGUUUGGACAGGGUAGUUACUUUGCCAGGAAAUCAAGUUAUUCUCACAAUUUCUCCAAGAGGUCACAAAAAGGAGUUCACUACAUGUUCCUGGCAAAAGUAUUAACCGGAAGAUACGUUGUAGGGAAUCAUACCAUGAGGAGGCCUCCUCCACUCAACACAGGAGACAUAACCAGCGACCUUUAUGAUUCCUGUGUGGACAAUUUCUUUGAACCUCAGAUUUUUGUUAUAUUUAACGAUGACCAGAGCUACCCCUAUUUUAUUAUCCAGUAUGAAGAAGUUAGUAACACAGUUUCCAUCUAAAUGAAAGGAUGCUGCUACAGUCAGGCCUCAGAGUCCUUAUUUAAUACGACAAAGAGACUAAUAAUAAAGCCCUGAAACUUCCAAGCUCUGUGACAAUGACCAACAGUGCACUUGUUAAUAAUGUAUGUGCAUAUUGUAAAUAGUUUUCAUUGUUAACAGUUUGUGUGCCUUUUUGUUAAUAAAAAUGUUUUAUUUAUGUCAGUAAA